AUGGAUCCACGGUGGUGUCCCGUCCUCUUCGCUGCAUUGGCUGUCAGCCUUUGCUCCUCACCUGCCGUCGCUGACAGAAAAUUUGGCUGCCUGUUUGAAGACGAGCUCUGUACAUCGUAUGAGUUCUGCGUCAAUGAUGGAGUGUUUGGAAGGUGCCAGGAGUUGGCCGGUGCAGACCUGUAUACAUACGAUAUUUCUUCCUCUUCGCUGCAACACCUCAGAAUCCUCCUACAGAAAUUGGCUCACAGAGGUUUGACUUGGCGGGAUGACAUCACCCAACAAGUCAUCUCUAGAGAGCUCUCCAAAUUGAGGAACAUCCCCCUCCGCCAUGAGAUAACGCCCCCGAGUCCCCUGACCUCCUACAGCAGCAGAGACAGGAAACAGAGGCCUGUGCAUGCAGAGCUGAGCAGAAACCUUCAGCAGUACCUGGCCGGUCUGGGCUUCCUGCCACAAUUGGAGGUAGCUGGACACCAAGGAGUCCAACAAGUAGGAGCCAGUGUUCAGAAUGAAGACAUUAGGUCUGAUGGUCUUUUGGAGCCAAUCCGACCAAAAUCCAAGCCAGGCUGGAAGGAGACCACCGUCUACAGCCUUAAGAAUGGAGCUGGCCAAACUCCAGUCACCAAAGUCUUUACUCAGAGUGGCGAGGGGAGGCACCCCAAGCUUAGUACAACCUAUCCUAACCGAGACGCAGGGAAGAGCAAGCUCCUUUCCAGUCACCUGGACUGGCUUCUUGCAGGGGCACCAGACAUUCAGCAGGGUGCCCCAGUUGGCGAAGCUGCAUGGCCCAAAGGAAAGGUCCACUACCUCAGCUACAUCUGGCCAGAUCCCAGUGACAAUGCAGAGCCACAGUCUCAGAUGGCUUUUGGCUCCAAAACCUCAAGGCCUAAUCUGGAUAGACUGCUGUUCAAGGCCGGCUCAAACCGACUGAACGCCAAAGAGCCUCUUAGUGUCAUGGAUGAGCAAUUCAUCCAGAAUGUGGUGAACCAGCUGGGAAGGCAUAGCAUCACGAUGGACGCUUUUAUGGGCAACGAUCUGGACCACCUGGCAGGGGUCAUCACCGGAGCUCUGAAGGAGGUGGAUGAAAAGCGGCCAGUGGCUGGGGCCCAGCCAGGACCAGAAGCCUCUGACCCCAGUGAGGUCCUGAAGGGUAACAUGCUGCCAUCGGCCAACAUUGAACUAAAUCAAGACCAGGACCCAAAGACAGACCACCACCAAGUGCAGGAUCUAAACCAUAAAGACACAUUGAGAUUGAAACAGCAAGGCCAACAAAUGGAUGGUGCAGACAGGGAGCCUCUUGACAAGCAUGCAGCUUUCUUCUCCAAGCUGCUUGACUACCUAAACAUGGAGCCCUUUGCUGAUGGUCCAGAGGUCAAAAGUGGUCCACCAGCUCCCAGUGGCCUCCAAAAACUGGUUGGACUGGAGAACGUCCAAAGCCGGACAACACAAAACCAAGUUCCUGUAGCCCACCACUGGGAGGAGAAAACCAUGACCCUGCCGGCGAAGGAAGGCUCAACCUUGCGUUUAACCAGCGGUGCACAGGGGCCUGACACACAGGUGGACUCAGAGAUUGAGAGGCUGAUGCAGGGGAUUCAAAUCCCGGCGGGGAAGAAACAGCUGGAGGAGCCACAGAAGAAGGACAUGAGAGUCAAAACUCAGUUGGUCCAUGUGGGGGUGAAGGAGUUUUCCAGCAGAGGGAAGGACAGACACUUUGGCUACAUUAUAACUGGCUCAGACUCCCUCUCCACUGACCAGGGCUUGGACCUGAUGGAGCGACUGACGCAGAGGCUGAAUCUCCACCCCGCAGAUCUCACUCAGCUCUCUGUCCUGGGCCCUGCGUUGACUUUCAGAGUUGGCCCCAACGCGAAGAAUGUGACCACUGCUGAUCUGGUUCAAGCUGCAGUCCAACAGAAGCAGCAGCUGGAGAAGGAGUCAGGCCUGAAGAUAGUGGAGGCUGGAGUUAGUGAUAGGGGCAGUCUGACCCAGAUCCCCAUGGUGAAGGAGACCAGGGUGGAGUCGGGCCAGUUCCUGCUGCUUUCCGUCCUUUGCAUGCUCUUCAUCCUGGUGGCACUGGCUGUGUCCGCCACUUUCUUCUGCGUGCGCCAGCGCUCCCACCUCCACAUGAAGGAGAAGCUGGCCAGCCUGGGUACUGACACCAGUACUGAUGCUACUGCAACCUAUCAGGAGCUGUGUCGCCAGCGUAUGGCGAUCCGGACAUCAGAACGUGUCGAGCGGCCAGAGACACUGCGCCACUCGCGUCUCAACAGUGUGUCAUCACAGUUCAGUGAUGGUCCUGCAGCCAGCCCGUCAACCCGCAGCAGCACCUCUUCCUGGUGUGAGGAGCCAGUGCCGUCCAACAUGGACAUCUCAACUGGUCACAUGAUACUGUCAUACAUGGAGGACCACUUGAAGAACAAGAACCGUCUGGAGCGUGAGUGGGAGGCCCUGUGCUCCUACCAGGCAGAGCCUUGCGCCUGCAGCAUAGGCCACGGCGAGCAGAACUCCAAGAGGAACCGCUCAGAUGCCAUCGUCGUAUAUGAUCAUUCCAGGAUCACCUUGAAAGCAGAGAAUAACCACGGCAACUCAGAUUACAUCAAUGCCAGUCCAAUUAUGGACCAUGACCCUCGCAACCCUACUUACAUCGCCUCACAGGGCCCACUUCCUUCCACCGUGACGGACUUCUGGCAGAUGGUGUGGGAGAGCGGCUGCGUUGUCAUCGUGAUGCUGACCCCACUCUCUGAAAAUGGAGUGAAGCAGUGUCAUCACUACUGGCCAGAUGAGGGAUCUGAUGUCUACCACAUCUACGAGGUAAACUUGGUGUCUGAGCACAUCUGGUGUGAGGACUUCCUGGUGCGGAGUUUCUACCUGAAGAACCUGCAGACUAAUGAGACCCGCACUGUCACACAAUUCCACUUCCUGUCCUGGAUGGACCGUGGGAUCCCCAACUCGGCCAGGACCCUGUUGGACUUCCGCAGAAAGGUUAACAAGUGCUACCGGGGUCGAUCUUGCCCAAUAAUUGUUCACUGCAGUGAUGGAGCUGGCAGGAGUGGGACUUACAUUCUGAUUGACAUGGUCCUCAAUAGGAUGGCUAAAGGUGCUAAAGAGAUUGAUAUUGCCGCUACCCUGGAGCACUUGAGAGACCAGAGAGCUGGCAUGGUCCAGACAAAGGAGCAGUUUGAGUUUGCGCUGACAGCCGUGGCAGAGGAGGUGAACGCCAUCCUGAAAGCGCUUCCUCAGUGA
Molecule: messenger RNA, 3237 nt
Organism: Scomber japonicus (chub mackerel)
Lineage: Eukaryota; Metazoa; Chordata; Actinopteri; Scombriformes; Scombridae
Gene: ptprn2
Product: protein tyrosine phosphatase receptor type N2
Exons: 22
Coding region: 1-3237 (1078 amino acids)
Biological process (GO): protein dephosphorylation
Cellular component (GO): secretory granule
Molecular function (GO): protein tyrosine phosphatase activity
Source: RefSeq, a predicted model, not a curated record